This is a messenger RNA of Colletotrichum lupini, 3078 nucleotides long. Its product is annotated as WD repeat domain-containing protein. The transcript has 15 exons. The coding region runs from base 1 to 3078 and encodes 1025 amino acids. The record is from RefSeq and is a predicted model, not a curated record. NCBI's taxonomy places the organism in Eukaryota, Fungi, Ascomycota, Sordariomycetes, Glomerellales, Glomerellaceae. Gene Ontology annotation, molecular function: protein binding; catalytic activity.
AUGGCAGAAUCGACCCCUCACCCAAAGUCCAUCCUUCGAGGCCACAAAGCCCAAGUGCACGCUUUGUCCUUCGUCCGCGGCAACGAUCGUUUAGCCAGCGGAGAUGCGGAAGGCUUCGUCGUCCUCUGGGACCUCACCAUUAUGCGCCCGACGGCCGUAUGGAGGCCACAUGAGAACGCAAUUUUGGGGAUAAAGGGUUGGGGAGGCGACCGGAUAAUAACCCACGGCCGGGAUCAUAAGCUUGCCGUCUGGCAACUGGGCCUCAAGGAUGAAUCUCACCUGAGCAAGAAGCUACCUCUCGAUGAGACAGCAGAGCCACGGCCACAGCCUUGGCUUUUGCAUCUCAUCGACGUCAACACCAUGAAUUUCUGUUCAUUCGCAUCAUGUGCUCCGCUGCCUGGCGAAGACGCGUCCGAGUCUUCGAACUUAUUACUAGCAGUGCCAAACACUCUGGCGUCGGAAUCGGUCGACAUCUACGAAUUACCGUCCAAGAAGCGACUUCACACAAUAAAGUCAACAGAGAAGAAUGGCAUGGUCAUGGCCCUAGCCCUGCUGUACGUUGACGUACCCGGGUCUACACCGUCAUCCACCAAUGGUCGUUUGACCCUCGUCGCCGCAUACGAGAAUGGGUUAGCAACGGUCUUGCAGCUCAACAGUGGGACUUGGAAUACUACCUACUUGUCUCAAGUCCAUAACCAGCCCAUCCUCUCCCUCGACGUCGUCGCGGAGCAAGGCUACUUUCUUACCUCCGGUGCAGAUGCAACAAUCGCCAAACACCCUAUUCCGGGCCCUAAUCCGGGACCUAACGCCGAUAUUGGUGGGGGCAUCAUCCAGCAGCCGUUGAAGAUUCUGAACACCAAGCAUUCGGGCCAGCAGAGUUUGCGCCUUCGGGACGACGGACGCAUCUUUGCUACCGCUGGCUGGGAUUCCAUGAUUCGUGUGUAUUCCUCCAAGACGCUCAAGGAGGUGGCAGCUCUCAAAUGGCACCAAGUGGGAUGUUACGCGGUUGCCUUGGCUAGUGUCGGCGCGACAUCCCGGACUGAUGAAACCAGAAGCGCGUCCAGCGAUCCCAAUCAGCUUCCCCACGAUCUUAUCUCUCGUCCAGGACAACAGCAGCUCAGUGUCAAGGACAGGCGCAUCCAGCAAGCUCAGAAUGCUCACUGGCUGGCAGCUGGCAGCAAAGACGGCAAAAUAUCCAUUAAGACCUACUGUGAUGGACAACGCUUAGCGCGGAGCCAAAAACAUGAUAUUCCUUUCAAAGGUCAUUGGAGGCUGGACCCGACCAAUUCGGCCCGUGUCCGAGAGGUAGCAAUUGGCGUCCCUCGAACAAUGACCGUCUGGUUAAUGCACCAACUUCUUGCGUUCCCCGCGUCUAGGAAGCUCGCCCAUAUCGCCAAACUCUCCUCGUCGAACAAGGUCAAAGCAAUCCAGCUCCACGUUAUCGCUGCCGGAGAGAAAGCAACUGCGAGCCCCGGCAAGCUCUGGUGGCCCCUGAAGGUCCACAAGUUGGCAGCAUGCAAUGUGACAGACUCUAUUCAUCUACUAUCACCCAUCUUCCGAGCGGACAGACUAGCCGAGAUGUCAGUCAUCGGCCAGGAAUACAAGAAUGUCCCCACGUUGGGAAUGAAUGCCUACGCGGCGCCCUCCCUGUUUCAACCGCACAAGGCUCGUCAAGCCAUUCGCGAUGCCCACGAGAAGAAGAUCCCCCCAUUGAUGUGCUAUUAUGCUGGCCUCAGUUCUCUCCCCAUCACACGCUUCCUUGCCCCUAUGGGAUACGACGCAGUUUGGAUUGACUGGGAGCAUACGUCCUGUAACGUCGAGACCAUGACAUCGAUGGUCCACGAAGCCAUCUUCAUGAGCCAGGGACGAACCAUCCCGUGGGUUCGUGUUCCCGGCCACGACCACGCCGCCAUCGGCUAUGCCCUCGACUGCGGUGCCAGCGUCGUCAUCCCCCAGGUCGAGACGGUAGAGGAGGCCAAGCACGUCCUUUCCGCAGCCAAGUACGGCACCAAGCAGCGCGGCACACGCUCUGCUCCCCCCUUCCGCCUCAUCCCCUUCCUCACCGACACCCCCUACGAUCCCAACCGCGACAUCCACAAGUGCGUCAACGACCAGGCCGCCAUCAUGAUCCAGAUCGAGUCCGCCGAGGGCGUGCGCAACCUCGACGCGAUCCUCACAGAGUGCCCCGACAUCGACGUCGUCUGGUUCGGCACGCUCGACUGCCGCGUCAGCAUGAACCUCGAGGCCAAGAUGGGCGGCAUGGGCGCCGAUGAGCCCGAGUGGCUCGAGAUCUCGAAGCUCUUCUUCGAUACGAUUGACAAGCAUGACAAGCCGUAUGCUGGCUUCGCGUUCUGCGCGCCGCCGUACGGAAGCCCCGAGAAGCUUCGGGAGGCGGCGAAGAGGAUGAGUCUUAUUUCCAUGUCGGCUGAUGUGCUUCACCUCGGUGCGUUGGCUCAGGAUUUGAUGGUUGCUCGUGAGACUAUUGGUCCCGUUGGUCAGGAGAACGGCAACGGGACGAAUGGAAAGGAGGCGGAGAAGACUGAGGAGACUGAGCGAGAAUCUUGGAUCACGGAUGAUGCCACUCAUACUACACCAGAAUUCCCAGCCAUGUUGAUGAUGCCAAAAGUUCCGAGCUGCAAUUUCGAAUGUUUGAGUAACUUGGUUAUAAAUGACGGAUCGCCCCUCGCGAUUAUUCUCCUUUCGCUACCACAGACAAUAGGCGGAGGGGGUAUCCCGGAAGUCGAUGAAAUGGGUUCGCAGAACUACGAUAGGCUUAAAAGUAGUCUCGUUGCUCCCCAGGUCAUCCUCGGCUGUUUAUUUAAAAGGGUUCCGAUUCAGGGGCUUGACAUCCACGAGCCUGACCCCGUGUAUGAAAGCAUUUACGAAGGCUUGGCCGAAUCAGACGACGAAUCCACACAAUCCUACUUAUGCUGCAAUCAUGGCGUCUCGGCUAGCUUGAGCCAGAAUGGCCGCAAUUCAUUUCGUGAAAACCGAUAUGCCAAGGGAAGCCUCUUGAACAUCGACAUGGCCGACAAUGCCGACCUGGGAGGAGGUGCCAAGCUAUUGAGCCAACGAUGA